AUGUACCCUAUUGGUGAAAUGCCACAAGACCCUGUUACAAGCAGCGACAUUAAGGGCAACACCCACGGCGACAUUAAGGCGCCCGUGAUCGUAGCUUACGUGUGCAACUUUUUUAGAAAACCCUCAAAGAACAAAAACAUACGAAAAAAACCUCAUAACGAACAAGAAGAUGAUUCAACAACCGAACAAGAAGCGGAACCUUUGGUUAUAAUCAACAAGAAAAAGCAAAUUACACCGGAUAAUAAACUCCACUUUGCAACAGCACCAUCAAAACGGUCAACAGUUGACCAACAACAUCCAGUUGCAGCAGACACAAAAGCAACAAUAUUCCAAUUUGAUUCAUCAAAAGAAAUUCAUGGGUAUACGGAUUAUAAAGCGGGGUUUAGGCGAGAGAUUAUAAGGAGACCGGGUAUUGUGGGUACGGUGAUUCGUGGGGAUUAUAAGUCGGGGUGGCAGAUGGAGAAGGAGUGGGAUGAAGCUAAGAAAGCGAGGAAGAGAAAAUUGGCGGUGAAAGGAGAUAAUGAUGAUGGUGAGAAUUAA
Molecule: messenger RNA, 540 nt
Organism: Helianthus annuus (common sunflower)
Lineage: Eukaryota; Viridiplantae; Streptophyta; Magnoliopsida; Asterales; Asteraceae
Product: zinc finger CCCH domain-containing protein 1-like
Exons: 3
Coding region: 1-540 (179 amino acids)
Biological process (GO): snoRNA splicing
Cellular component (GO): U2-type spliceosomal complex
Source: RefSeq, a predicted model, not a curated record